ACUAUAUUCUGCUUGGUUGCAUUUAAAACACGGUUAUGAUCAUUGGGAUUGGUUUCAUAAACUUGUUUUUGCUCUGACUUAGAAAAGAUAAGAAGGUUCUAUGGCGAGUGAGGCACCAAGCUGGGCUGAUCAAUGGGGUGCUGGAGGAAUUGGUGCCAUGGAAAAUGAAGACCCUACUCCCAAGAAAGAGAAUGGCAACAAGAAAUCCAAAGGAAAAGGUGGAUUUAAUAAAGCCAAAACAGCAGCUUUGAUGGGAGCGAAGAAAUUCAAGCUUGGGGCAUCCAAGGGAUUAACAUGGGUCAAGAACAAAUGCCAGAAAAAGAGCUCCUCCAAACGAAUAUAAAAAUAUUCACUAGAACAUAAUUUUGUUAGCAAUUGUUUGAUUGUUUUGUCCAAGAUCUCGAGCAGCCUAAUUAGCAAGGCUCAGAUGUAUUCCUGAUUCAUUUUCGAGGGAACUACAUUCUCCAAUUUACGGCAGUUUAAGCAUUGUAGAGUUUCUUGAGCCCCUUUCAGGGUAGAUUCAUGGAGCCGCUGCCCCUACUCUUGAAAAUGGCUGGAUAACAAUCGUGCGACAUAGGAAGGUCAUAUCAAACAACUACUGAUUUGUCUUCUCACUUCACAACCUUUUGCAAGCAUUCAAGAAUAUAAUUUACCUCCUAAACAGCUGCAAAUCAUCCAUCCAAUUUGAGUGUUUAACACUGUUUAAGAAAUAAUUUUGGCCUCAUCGCACAAAGCACCACUAUCUACAUUCACUAUUUAGAAUAUUAAGUACUUCCCAAGAAAGAGCCAAGGCCAAGCCUUUAGAUGAUGCUCCCCUUACCCCUUAAGAAUAACUCUAAAAAA
Messenger RNA from Durio zibethinus, 843 nucleotides. The record is from RefSeq and is a predicted model, not a curated record. Lineage: Eukaryota; Viridiplantae; Streptophyta; Magnoliopsida; Malvales; Malvaceae.